This is a messenger RNA of Megalobrama amblycephala (Wuchang bream), 2356 nucleotides long. RefSeq names its product D(1) dopamine receptor. NCBI's taxonomy places the organism in Eukaryota, Metazoa, Chordata, Actinopteri, Cypriniformes, Xenocyprididae. The coding region runs from base 315 to 1499 and encodes 394 amino acids. The transcript has a single exon. Gene Ontology annotation, cellular component: membrane. Gene Ontology annotation, molecular function: G protein-coupled receptor activity. The record is from RefSeq and is a predicted model, not a curated record. Gene Ontology annotation, biological process: adenylate cyclase-activating adrenergic receptor signaling pathway.
GCAAUGACAUGGAUUAAGUGUCCAAAUAUAUUUUGGGGCCACUAUGGGUCUAUUAAGUAAAAUGAUCAAAAGAGGGCGUUCUCCGCCGGUAUGAAUGUGACCUGCACUAUAGAGAGGAACCUGACACGAGACACUUCAGAUUGCCGUUCAGUCGUGAGAACAUUUUCGCGAGGGUCUAAAGAAACAAUGAGGUCAACUAUAAGAUCAGGUCAAAACGCUCGAGUAGAUGGGAUUGUUUUGCGGGGGAACAUGCGAGGUCCACCACACGGAACAUAUUUUGGUAUGUUUUUGUUUUUUUUGUGACACUUAAAGACAUGUACAACUUUACCUCAUCCCUGAGCGCUCAUGGAGAGCCAGCGGGUCGCAUUUUCCUAGGUUUUGCUCUUUCCCUCCUCGUGUUGUGGACGCUUUUGGGGAAUUUCACAGUUUGCGCUGCGGUUUUGCGCUUCCGUCACCUGAGAGGAAAAGUUACCAACGUCUUUAUCGUGUCUCUGGCAAUGUCUGACCUGCUGGUGGCUGUUCUCGUGAUGCCGUGGAAAGCGGCCACGGAGGUGACGGGACACUGGGCGUUUGGCUCUUUCUGCGAGUGCUGGGUGGCUUUUGACAUUAUGUGCUCCACAGCCUCCAUCCUCAACCUGUGCGUUAUCAGCUUGGAUCGAUACUGGGCUAUUUCAAACCCGUUUCAGUACGAGAGGAAGAUGAACCGUAGAGUCGCCCUCGUUAUGGUCAGCGUGACGUGGAUCGUAUCGGUGGCCAUAUCAUUCGUGCCCGUGCAGCUGAACUGGCACCGGGCAGACCUGGGCACGGUCAACUCAAGCAACUGGACCACUAAGGAAAUGUGCGAUUCGAGUCUGAGUAGAACUUAUGCCAUAUCAUCUUCCCUAAUAAGUUUUUACAUUCCCGUAGCAGUGAUGUUGGUCACAUACACGCGCAUCUACCGCAUUGCUCAGGUUCAAAUCAAGAGCAUCUCUUCUCUGGAGCGCGCAGCGGAGCGCGCGCAGAGCUGCAGGGCAGGUGCGCGCACCUGUCCUCUCCAACACCGCGCGAUAAGAGAAACCAAACUCUUUAAAACUCUGUCCGUGAUUAUGGGGGUGUUUGUGUGCUGCUGGUUCCCGUUCUUCGUCCUGAACUGUGCGGUUCCUUUCUGCCACAAGCCAAAUUGUGUCAGUGAAGCAACUUUUGACGUGUUCGUGUGGUUCGGCUGGUGCAACUCAUCGCUCAACCCGAUCAUUUAUGCUUUCAACUCUGAUUUCAGAGAUGCUUUUGCUCGACUUCUGUGCUGCCAUGGCCUGUCCACCAAAACACCUCUUGGUAUUCAGUGCAAGGAUCCAGUGUCCACUUAUAACCAGGGUAGCUCUGUUAACACUAUGGAGGUCGGUUACGUCAGUUUGCACAGGGUGGACAACGAAAUGCAACGUCCAUUGGUGGAGCUGCAUAUGCUUGGAGAUGAGAGCGAGGUGAAGCAUAUUAACUCAGAAGAUGCAUGUCAAAAUAAAUGACUUUUAUGUGUAAGGGAGACUAGGGCAAGUUUUCACACUUAAUAUUUCUCAGGUUGCAUUUUUGAAAGUCUAUUUCUGUACAGGCACAUACCUUAAUGUUUUGGCUACAAAAGCUUUAAAAAUGUCCAGGAAAACAAGAUACAGUUCCAUCAACACAUGUUGUUUCUAACGGGACAUGAUGUCGCACUGGAAACCUGCUAUUUAUUGAAUGAUUUGAAGGAAAUGCUUUUUUUUUUUUUUCGAUCUUAACAUAAAAAUGCCAUUUUCGACAUAUUUAAACGAAAAGGACUUCUGUAUUUUUAUUUAGUUAUUUAUUUUAUCAUUUUUAAACAGUUAAACAAUUCAUCUAACAUGCAUGUAAACACUUUUUGGCUAACAGACAUUCAAAUAAAUUGUUUGUAUGAAAUUAGGCUUACAAUUUACACAUGGGACAACUUGCCCCAAUCUACAUUUAAACAUAAUUAAUUUAUUUACAUACUUAAUUCAACAAAAUUCAACAACAUUAAAUGAAGAGCUUAAAGGGAUAGUUCACCCAAAAACGAAAAUUCUGUCAUCGCUUAUUCACUCUCAUGUUGUUACAAGCAAUUUUCUGUGGAUCAUAAAAGAAAAUAUUUUUAUAAACUGCUACACAGUGGAAGUCAAUGGUGACUAAAACAGUUUGGUUACCAAAAUUUUUUUGUAAUGUGAAUAAUAAUGACAUGAUCAGUAUGAUGACAGAAUUUUCUUUUUUGGGUGAACUAUUCCUUUAAGAAAAAAAAGGAUGGUUUGUACCUUGUGUGUUAGUGAACUUACACCAGAAUAAGUUCAGAAUAAAUUGCUUACAUUUGUAAAAAAAAUAAAAUAAUUUACACUUUGCA